UUCACGCGGCGUCCCCGACCAGCUUACCCGUUUCGUCGCCCUCUUCAGCCUUCUUCCUUUCACACGGAAGCGGAGUACGAUCGCCGAACGACGACCGCGAAAGACGCGCCGCUCCGGCGUCGAACACCUCGCCGACUAUCCCAUUCAUUUUUUUUCCCUUUUCGCUUGCUUUUCUGGGCAUUGAGUGGAGAUGGGCGACGCGGAGGCCGCCCGCGGCGACCUGGUGCAGCGACUGAAGCCACCGCCAUCGCCGGCGACUUCGUCUUCGUGUUCCUCGGUCGUGGUUCCGGAAGGAGGCGCUGUUUUCUUCCGCCAUGGAAGCUUCGUACGCCCCGGCAUUCCGCCUAGUGCUCCUUCACCGUCUCCUCCGUUUCACUUCCGAUCUCUCUCCCGAAACCCCACCUUCUCCACCCUCGGUUCCUCGUCGCCUAACCCCAUCCCUCCACCCUUCGAUUCUGCUGGCUUGCCUCCUCGCAACGCUCACCGACGGUCGCAGAGCGAUGUCCCAAUCGGUUUCUUCCAGUCUGCUUCCCCAUCUGGUCCCAUGGCGGCCGAUGGGGCCACAUCAGCGAUGAUCUGGCAACAGCGCCCUCUUCCUCCUCAGAAAGUGAAGCAGGAGGCCGAGUGGGAGAAAGAGACGGAGAGCAGCGCGGAGGGGAAGUCGGAAGGGGACACCGCCGAUGACCUCUUUAAUGCUUACAUGAACUUAGAUGCGCUCGAUGCGUCGGGAAUGGAGGAGAAACACGGGGAUCUGGAUAGCAACAAGUUGAGCGGGACGAGGACUAGCAUGGCCGACAGCAGUGAGAACGAGGCGGAGAGUAGCUCCAUGGACCACUCCGGUGACAAGAGGAGCGUCGAGGGCGAUCUUAAUCCUGUGACUACACGCCACUUCAGGAGCCUUUCCAUGGAUAGUCUCUCAGGGAAGCUUCGCUUCGGGGACGAACCUCCCCAGCUGCUGCCUUCUUCGGCAAGUCAAACGGCGCAUCAUUCACGCAGUGAUUCUUUGGAUGGCACUGCAAAUGUGCUGAAUUCGGAGUUUCUCAAUACCAAAUUCAACAGCGUGGAGAUCAAGAAGAUAAUGGCGAAUGAGAAGCUUGCAGAAAUGGCAUUAGCAGAUCCAAGAAGAGUCAAGAGGAUUUUAGCCAAUCGACAAUCUGCUGCGCGAUCGAAGGAGCGGAAGAUGAGGUAUAUAUCGGAAUUGGAGCAGAAGGUGCAAACUUUGCAGACAGAAGCAACUACAUUAUCUGCACGAUUGACCUUGCUGCAAGUCUGUCAUCUGUGUUAUCCUAUAUCUUCAUAUGAAUUACCUAGGGAUUCGACAGGGUUGUCACGCCAGAACAAUGAGCUUAGGAUUCGUCUUCAAGCCAUGGAGCAACAGGCACAACUGAGAGAUGCCAUCAAUGAGACUCUGAAUGCAGAGGUUCAGCGACUGAAGCUUGCAACCAGUGAAAUCACCGAGAGCAACCUAUCGAAGAAUGUAGAUCGACAAGCGAUAAAUGCUCAGAUCUUCCCCCCACAUCAGUUGCAACUGCAGCAGCAACAUCAGGUAUCAGCUCAUAUUCCUCUCUAUCAUUUUCAGUCGCAACACCAGCAGCAACAACAGCAAAGCAGCGGUGGGUUGGAUUUGGAAUCAAAGAAAUGAUAGAAGAAAUUGAGAAUGAUGACUUUGGACUCUUUUAAGAAAAUUUUAUCCUUGCAUUUAGGCAUUUACUAUAAUUUAUGGGGAUUGUCAUUGUAUUUUAUCGAUUGACCAUGUCAGCUUAUUGCAUUAUGUAGAUUUGUUUUUUGGAGUUAAUUUAAUUUUUUUAAAAAAAUAA
Messenger RNA from Zingiber officinale, 1817 nucleotides. RefSeq names its product bZIP transcription factor 29-like. Gene Ontology annotation, cellular component: nucleus. The record is from RefSeq and is a predicted model, not a curated record. Bases 191 to 1642 code for a protein of 483 amino acids. Gene Ontology annotation, biological process: regulation of DNA-templated transcription. The transcript is spliced from 4 exons. NCBI's taxonomy places the organism in Eukaryota, Viridiplantae, Streptophyta, Magnoliopsida, Zingiberales, Zingiberaceae. Gene Ontology annotation, molecular function: DNA-binding transcription factor activity.